Asparagus officinalis (garden asparagus) is the source of this 1247-nucleotide messenger RNA. Its product is annotated as single myb histone 4-like. Gene Ontology annotation, cellular component: nucleosome. Gene Ontology annotation, biological process: nucleosome assembly. The record is from RefSeq and is a predicted model, not a curated record. The transcript is spliced from 6 exons. NCBI's taxonomy places the organism in Eukaryota, Viridiplantae, Streptophyta, Magnoliopsida, Asparagales, Asparagaceae. Gene Ontology annotation, molecular function: double-stranded telomeric DNA binding. The coding region runs from base 171 to 998 and encodes 275 amino acids.
GCCCUGAGCCCCUUCGCCUUCCUCUGUCUCCAACACCAAACCCUAACCCUAACCCUAACCAGAACCCGAAUCUGGCGAGCUCGAGAGAAAAGCCAAUGGCCAGGAGAACUACAUAGAAAUCAAAGACGGAGAGGGUUACAGAAAAAGAAGGGGUCAAAAUAGGGAAGCGAAUGGGAGCUCCGAAGCAAAAAUGGACGUCGGAGGAAGAGGAAGCUCUUCGAGCUGGCGUCGACAAGCACGGAGCAGGGAAAUGGCGGACCAUUCAGAAAGACCCCGAGUUCAGCCAUUGCCUCGCUACUCGCUCCAACAUCGACCUCAAAGACAAAUGGAGAAAUAUGAGUGUCAGUUUCAGCGGCCAGGGCUCUAGGGAAAAGUCGAGAACACCUAAACCAAAGGCUCUUCCACCAGUUCCUGUGUCUAGCUCAGGCCCUCCUGCAUUAACCUUGCCAAAAGAUGAUGGAGUGUCAGUUGCCUUGGAUGUCACAGGGAACUCACAAGAUGGAAAAAUUCCAGGGUACAGUGCGUUGAUAAUUGAAGCUCUUACAGUAUUGAAAGAACCUAAUGCUUCAGAGAUUGAAAUUGGUGCGAUUUGCAGCUAUAUUGAGCAAAGGCAUGAGGUGCCAGCUAACUUCAGAAGAUUGCUCACUUCUAAGCUGAGACGGCUUCAUAAGCAGAAUAAAAUAGAAAAGGGACAGAAAGGAUAUAGGCUCAAAGACUCAACCUCUGCUACAAAAACUCCGACUCCAAAACAAAAGGACCCGAGCCAACGCUCAAGGGUGGUUCAGAGCUCUUCCAACUCAGCCGACAGUGUAGGGGAAGCUGCUGACACCAUCGCAUACAAAAUCGCUGAGUCGGAGGCUAAAUCAUUUCUAGCGUCUGAAGCAGUCAAAGAGGCUGAAAGAAUAGCUAGUAUGCAUGAGGAGGCUCAGUCUUUGCUGAAGCUGACAGAAGAGAUAUAUGAGAGAUGUUUGCGAGGUGAAGUUGUGACCUUGGCGUAAAGUGAGUUUGGAGCAUGGUGGAUAGUUUCUUCAAGAAAUGUGUCUCUUUAUGAUAUAUAUCAUUUGUAGAUUAGGUAGAUUUCUACCCUGUUUCCUGUUUCAUCUUUAUUUAGAGGAUAAGUGGUCUGUAUGUGUGUAUGUGGGUGGAGGUUUGGGGUGGGCGGUUGUCACCCGUGUUGAGAAAUCAAAAAUCUCGAUGUAAACGUUACUUUUAUAUACAAGGUCAACAUGACCUUCCUUCGGUUUGCA